Messenger RNA from Microthlaspi erraticum, 336 nucleotides. NCBI's taxonomy places the organism in Eukaryota, Viridiplantae, Streptophyta, Magnoliopsida, Brassicales, Brassicaceae. The record is from the annotation of a GenBank genome assembly.
AUGUCUCUGCUUCUCAACCAGCCCUCAAAGCUAUGUUUUCGGAAACCUGUGCUGGUAAGAUCCUCUCCUCUUCACUCUGAUGGCUUCUCAUCUUCUUCCUUGGCGCCGCAAACCCUUCCUUAUGCCAUCAUCUGCGCUGAUCCUUGUAGACCAAAUCUCGUAACAGUCGUGAGUAACAGGGAUGGUGACUUAAGUCCUUCUGAGAGGAAGAUGCCUAUGGACUUGGUUGAGAGCAUGGGAAUGAUAGGAACAUCCAAUGGAUGGAUAGCUAAAAUGAAUAAGGGCGUGGUACGUCUCGAGAAUACCCGGCUCCAUCGCUCAGGGGUCGUGAUUUGA